Arachis duranensis is the source of this 1188-nucleotide messenger RNA. RefSeq lists its product as uncharacterized. Lineage: Eukaryota; Viridiplantae; Streptophyta; Magnoliopsida; Fabales; Fabaceae. The transcript is spliced from 4 exons. The record is from RefSeq and is a predicted model, not a curated record. The coding region runs from base 1 to 1188 and encodes 395 amino acids.
AUGACGUUAAUGGAGCUGCAGAACGGCCUCUGUAAAAGCAUGGAGAACAGUAAGUUAAUGAGAUUUGAUGCCAUGCCGAUCACUGAUGAUGCGAGUAUGCAGAGGAUGUUUCAAAUUCACCGGGAGACUCAGAUGCGACACCCACAGAUUGAGGUGUAUGUUGAUUUUGAAACUGUAGAGGCAGUGGCGGUUCAGAAUGAUAUAGAUAUACAUGAUGAUAGAGCUGCAGUGUACCAAGGAAUGAAUAGUGACAGCGAAGAAUGUAGUGGUGGGUCCGCCGAGCAGUCAACCGAUGGACGUUCCACCUUUUAUGCUGUUGUCUUUACCGUACCGGACCGGACCGGAUCGAACCGGAUCGGACCAGACCGGACUAGACCGGACCGGACCGGCCGGUUCGACCGAAAAACUGGCGUUGCCGAUGCUGAGGACGGGGAGUUCCGGAUUGGAAUGGAAUACAGUUCUAGAAAGUCGAUCGUCGCAGCAAUUAGAAGUUUCACUAUUGCCAAAGGAGUUGACUAUGAGGUGUAUGAGUCUGAGCCACAGACGUUCUAUGCAAAAUGCAAGAUGUACGGGCGUGGAUGUGACUGGCUUAUCCGAGCUAGCUUGAUACGGAGAAAAGGUUGUUGGGAGAUACGAAGAUACAACGGUAGACACACGUGCACGGUCGGAGCGAUUUCACAAGAUCAUUCCAAGUUGGACUCAGAUACAGUUGCUGAUGCUAUAAAGCCAUUGGUCGAGACGGACCCGUCCAUCAAGGUGAAAUCUGUAAUUGCGGAAGUCCAGUCAAGGUUCAACUAUACCAUUAGUUACCGAAAGGCUUGGUUGGCAAAGCAGAAGUCCAUAGCCAACGUUUUUGGUGGUUGGGAGGAUUCUUACCAAGCCUUGCCAUGGUGGCUCUCGGUCAUGGUGCAGAAGAUGCCAGGUUCAGUUGUCCAAAUAGAAACACGACCACUGUACAACGGGAAUGAGGAGGCGCAAGGUGUAAAAAUACUUCAUCGUGUAUUUUGGAGUUUCAAUCCAUGCAUUAGGGCAUUCAGGCAUUGCAAGCCCCUGACAGGCUCUCCAUCAAUGGGUAGGCCGAAUAUAUUAGCGACAUCCUCUAAUGUCACUGUAACCUCACCGAUCGGCAACACAAAGGUGUGGGUUUCAGGCCUCCACCUUUCAACCAGAGCAGCUAACAUGGGGUGA